This is a messenger RNA of Drosophila pseudoobscura, 862 nucleotides long. It is a transcript of the gene mRpL46, whose product is annotated as mitochondrial ribosomal protein L46. Gene Ontology annotation, cellular component: mitochondrial large ribosomal subunit. The transcript has a single exon. The coding region runs from base 22 to 807 and encodes 261 amino acids. The record is from RefSeq and is a predicted model, not a curated record. Gene Ontology annotation, molecular function: structural constituent of ribosome. NCBI's taxonomy places the organism in Eukaryota, Metazoa, Arthropoda, Insecta, Diptera, Drosophilidae.
UUUUAAAUUAAAAACUGAACAAUGCUACGACGCUUUGUGCAGGUUGGGGCCAGGCAAGCGACUCGCGCCCAGUCCACAGCAGCCGCCCAGGAGAAAUGGGAUCUUUACGCCGGCGUUCUCGUGGAACGACUGCCCGUGGUCUCCAAGUCACUAAGCCCUGUGGAGCAGCAGUUCCAAGACUUGCUGUGGCGUGUCGAGUACGAGAACAGCCUGAAGUCCGACCAUGAGCUCAAGAACGAACGGGAAUUGGCCCAGGCCAAGCUCAUCAAGCAGGGAAAAGUGCAGGUGGAUCUGGACGACAGCAUGACCAAGCAGACCGCCCAAGACCUGAAAGAUGCAUACGUCGAGGAGCUGAAGAAAUUCCAAUUGGGCUCCCGCACGACUCCCGAUGAUGCGGCUAAAAAGACCAGCUCAACGGACCGGUGUCUGGAGGACACGCUCUAUUUGCUGGUGCAACAAAAGCUCGGCCAGCAGCAGCACAUGAUCCUGCCGCAGGGAAAGCGCCAAGACGGUGAGUCCAUGCGCCAGACGGCGGAGCGUGUGCUACGCGAACAGUGCGGAGACGAUCUGCAGGUGCUCUUCUACGGAAACGCACCCGUGGGCUUCCACAAGUAUAAGUACCCCAGCAAUCAGCGGGCCGAGAGCGUCGGGGCCAAGGUGUUCUUCUAUCGCGCCUCCCUCCGCACUGGCAAUGUGGGUGACAAGAAGACGCCGGGUCCCAAGUACGAGUGGCUGCCCAAGGAUGCCCUCGACGGGAAGCUAACGAAUGUCGCAUACGCGGAUAGCAUAAAAAAGUUUUUGUUAUAAUUGUAAAUAUUAAUGUUUUCUAAAGAAUAAAUCGAAAAUAAAUAAAGAGAUGAGA